This is a messenger RNA of Temnothorax curvispinosus, 500 nucleotides long. RefSeq names its product phospholipase A2 large subunit-like. The record is from RefSeq and is a predicted model, not a curated record. Gene Ontology annotation, biological process: arachidonate secretion; phospholipid metabolic process. NCBI's taxonomy places the organism in Eukaryota, Metazoa, Arthropoda, Insecta, Hymenoptera, Formicidae. Gene Ontology annotation, molecular function: A2-type glycerophospholipase activity.
UUAAAGAAUAUCAGAAUCAAGCGCCCGGCAGUGGUUUAAUAUAUCCGGGCACCAAGUGGUGAGCCAAUUCCUACGACGAUUUGGGCUAUUAUUCGGCCGAGGAUGCUUGCUGCAGAGAACACGAUCAGUGCCCGUAUUAUAUACUAGCAAAAGAAUGCAAAUAUAACUUGUACAAUAAUUCCACUUAUACUAUGUCGCAUUGCGACUGCGACAACAAAUUUCGCCAAUGUUUGCGGAAUGUUGAUACCUCUGACGCCAAUAACAUCAAAUGGAUUUUCUUCACUUGGAUCGACAUGCAAUGCUUCAUAUGGAAACAACCGUAUGUUACAGAAAAUCACAAAUUCCGCAUAUGUUUAGAGAAUCUCAAUACUUGCAUUAGGCCUAAACAAUGGAAAAUAGCCGAAGUAAUAACAAUACUAAAACCUGGUAAACCUCUGGAUGAAAUUACUUCAUGUAUCAUGCUGAACGCAUUUUUUGGCACAUUUAUGUAAAAAGCGAUG